Molecule: messenger RNA, 3850 nt
Organism: Oncorhynchus mykiss (rainbow trout)
Lineage: Eukaryota; Metazoa; Chordata; Actinopteri; Salmoniformes; Salmonidae
Product: protocadherin beta-16
Biological process (GO): homophilic cell-cell adhesion
Cellular component (GO): plasma membrane
Molecular function (GO): calcium ion binding
Source: RefSeq, a predicted model, not a curated record
GCUUUACUCCAUGUAGACCUAGACCUUCCCAAAUAUAUUGGAAUGUGUUUAUUUUUUAAGUAUCUGUUGUUCAGUAGAUUGAACUCAGAGGGACGCUGUUGGUCAGUGUGUUGUAGUUUUAGAGCGGAUUUGCAGCAGUACCUCCCCCAUCAUCCAGCUAUAUUAGAGAGAGAAAGAGCCGCAUGCAGAGCGCACAGUCCGGGUUACAGAGAACACUAAGCACCGAGACACAGAGCUGAGACUCUUUUGUUCCCAAAAUAAGGAUUAUUGGUAUUUUUUGUAUUAUUUGUUGGACAUACAUUUUAAGGAAUUAUACUGUUCUCUUAUCGGAUUAUAAGGCGCUUGGUGUUUCAUGUUGAAGGGAAAAUGUCGGACAGAACAAUGACACGGCAAGUACUGUUGUUUAUCUCGGUCCUCUCUCUCAGUUCAGUACACGGGCAGGUCAGUUACUCCAUUCCUGAGGAAAUGGCGAAAGGCUCUUUAGUUGGUAACAUAGCGCAGGAUUUGGGUUUAGAUGUCAAUAGACUGAAAUCAGGUAAAGCUCGUAUUUAUACCGGAGACAGCGCAGAGUAUAUCGAGCUUAACAAAGAACGGGGAGUUCUCCUCAUCAAAGACAGAAUAGACCGUGAAGCACUCUGCGGACAGACGACGCCUUGCGCGCUACAUUUUCAGAUUAUUCUAGAGAACCCGAUGGAAUUUUAUUCCAUUACUGUUGAGGUAACUGAUGUCAAUGACAACCCACCGGUUUUCAAGAAAAGUGAUAUCAGGUUUAGAAUUAGCGAGUCAGCUCUGACGGGAGCUAAAUUCAUUUUAGAGAGAGCUAUAGAUCCAGACGUUGGCAUUAAUGGCCUCCAAAGCUAUUCUCUCAGUUCAAAUGGUAAUUUUGCACUAAAACUGCAAAAUCAGGCAGGUGGUGGUAAAAAUGUCGAAAUGAUUUUACAGAAGUCUCUAGACCGAGAAAAACAAGAGCAAAUAUCAAUAGUGUUGACAGCAAUGGAUGGAGGAGAGCCUCAGAUAUCUGGUACUGCACAGAUACACGUCACCGUGUUAGACGCCAAUGACAAUGCCCCAGUUUUUACGCAGCCGAUUUACAGAGCUACAAUUACUGAGAAUGCACAGAAAGGUACAGUUGUUACUAAGGUCAGUGCACACGAUGCUGAUCAGGGCACUAAUGGCAAAAUAACAUACUCAGUAACAAAUACACAGGACGAUUUUCCUGAAAUGUUUGAAAUUAAUUACGUUGAUGGUGAAGUUAUAUUAACUGGGGAAAUAGACUAUGAAAAAUCUCACCAUUAUCAGAUACAUAUACAAGCCAGUGAUGACGGGGGACUGACUGAUUCGUGUAAAAUCAUUCUUGACGUCAUUGAUAUAAAUGACAACAAACCAGCUAUUAAUAUUAUGUCCAAGACUAACGUCAUAACAGAAGAUUCUAUACCGGGUACUGUAGUAACUAUGAUUAAUGUACAAGACCCAGACUCAGGUGAAAAUGGUCAAGUCCAGUGUUCGAUAAACGACAAUAUUCCAUUUACAAUUAAAUCAACGACGAAUAAUUUCUUUACUUUAGUAACAGACAGUGACUUGGACCGAGAGAGAGCGUCUGAGUAUAACAUCAGUGUGACGUGCUCUGAUGAGGGAGUGCCCUCGCUCUCCAGCAGCGUCACUCUCACCUUACAGAUAUCAGAUGUGAAUGACAACGCGCCUGUCUUUGAGAGGAGCUCAUAUGAGGCCUACAUUAUAGAAAACAACACACCGGGGCUCUCUAUAUUCACAGUGAAAGCCAGAGACGCUGACUGGAACCAGAAUGCCCGUGUUUCUUACAUACUAGAGGACUCCUCGGUUAACGGAGUUCCCGUCUCCUCAUAUGUGUCCGUUAGUGCUGAUAGUGGAGUCAUCCAUGCAGUGCGCUCUUUUGACUACGAGCAGAUCAAGGAUUUCCAGUUCCGUGUAAAAGCGCAAGAUGGAGGCUCUCCUCCACUCAGUAGCAAUGUGACUGUGAAAAUAAUGAUCCAGGACCAGAAUGACAACACGCCUCAGGUUCUGUAUCCAGUCCAGACUAGCAGCUCUCUGGUGGCUGAAAUGGUGCCUCGUUCAGCAGAUGUGGGCUAUCUUGUCACUAAAGUGGUGGCUGUUGAUGUGGACUCUGGACAGAAUGCCUGGCUCUCGUAUAAACUGCAGAAAGCGACAGACAGGGCGCUGUUUGAAGUGGGUUUACAGAAUGGAGAAAUAAGAACUAUUCGCCAAGUCACUGAUAAAGAUGCUGUAAAACAAAGGAUCACUGUUGUAGUGGAGGACAACGGGCAGCCCUCUCGUUCAGCUACAGUCAAUGUUAACGUAUCGGUGGCGGACAGCUUCCCUGAAGUGCUCUCGGAGUUCAUUGACUUUACGCACGACAAGGAGUACAAUGACAACCUGACUUUUUACUUAGUCUUGGCUUUGGCUGUAGUCUCAUUUCUGUUCAUCACAUGUUUAGUGGUUAUUAUAUCAGUGAAAAUAUACAGAUGGAGACAGUCUCGCGUCCUCUAUCAUUCCAAUCUCCCGGUUAUUCCGUAUUAUCCACCGCGUUACGCAGAUACUUUGGGGACAGGAACUCUACAGCACGUGUACAAUUACGAGGUGUGCAGGACGACUGACUCCAGAAAGAGUGACUGUAAGUUCGUCAGACCCUGUAGUCAGAACGUACUGAUAAUGGACCCCAGUUCUACAGGGACGAUGCAGCGGAUGCAGACUGAAAAUAACAUCCUGGAUGAACCAGACUCCCCAGCAGAGGUCUGUUAUAUUUAAAUCCUUAUCUUUUCCCGAAAAAUAUUCUAAUUGUUUUAAAUCGAGUUUGUAUUCCGGGGAACAUUCCAUCAUGAGAAAUUAUCCUCAUUCCACUAAUGUGCCAUUUCAGCACCAUGGUCAUGGAAAGCGGCUGUAUUUCAGUGGACCCUAUUUAAUAGUAGAGUAAAUCGUACUGGAUAUUGCCUAACGCUUGUAAAGGUGAGGCUAACGGUUCAUGCAACAUUAAUUUGAUUGAUACGUUUAUUUUACUUGCCCUACACAAUGCACAUUAUAUCAUACUGCUUGUUUUAGACUACUGAAACUUGCUUUCUGUCAAGAUGUAGCCUACAGCUUCAUGCAAGGUGUGUUUUGUAUGACAUUUGUUGUCCACAUAUUUCUGGCACCUUGAUUUACAAUUCUCCUCAAUACAUUGCCGUGUUGUUACAUGAGAUGGCCAAAGCGUUAUAGCACUGUGAUUUAUUCCAUGAAGAUUCACACCUUCCAAUAUAUUGUUUAUUGGACAUUGUUUCCUUUUUUAACAGUAUAUCUGUUGUUCAGUAGAUUGAACUCUGAGGGACGCUGUUGGUCAGUGUGUUGCGGUUUUAGAGCGCAUUUGCAGCAGUACCUCCCCCAUCAUCUCGAUAUAUUGGAGAGAGAGAAAGAGCCGCAUGCAGAGCGCAUUGUCUGGGUUACAGAGAACACUAAGCACGGAGACACGGAGCUGAUGUUAUUUUGUACCAGAGACAGAGCUACGGAUUGUUGAGUAAUUUUACUUGGAUUUUUUUUAACUUCAAAGGAAUAUAAUAUCACAGACUUCUUUACGGAUUAUAAUGUCCUUGUUUCAUGUUGAAGGGAAAAUGUCGGACAGAACAAUGACACGGCAAGUACUGUUGUUUAUCUCGGUCCUCUCUCUCAGUUCAGUACACGGGCAGGUCAGUUACUCCAUUCCCGAGGAAAUGGCGAAAGGCUCUUUAGUCGGUAACAUAGCGCAGGACCUGGGUUUAGAUAUAAAAAGACUGAUAUCAGGUAAAGCUCGUGUUUAUACAGGAGACAGCGCAGAGUACAUCGAGCUGAAUAAAGAAAGGGGAGU